GGAUGCCUUCAAUUAAACUGCAGAGUUCUGAUGGAGAAAUUUUUGAAGUUGAUGUUGAAAUUGCAAAACAGUCUGUAACCAUCAAGACUAUGUUAGAAGGUAAGGAAGCAUUUUUUUCUUUUCCCAGUUUCAAUUCACUGUGCAAUGUUGGUCUAAAGUCAUCUAAUGUCGUUACUAAAUGUGUAUGUGUAGUACUAAUAGUCAUACUGUACAAGUAUGAGGCCCACAAAUCUAACAGGAUUUUGUUUUUAUUUAAGGCUGCAAACUAUUUGGAUAUUAAGGGUCUCCUUGAUGUUACAUGCAAGACAGUUGCAAAUAUGAUUAAAGGCAAAACUCCAGAAGAGAUACGAAAAACUUUCAACAUAAAAAAUGACUUUACUGAAGAAGAAGAAGCACAGGUACGUAAAGAAAAUCAGUGGUGUGAAGAAAAAUGAAGACUACCUGCUGUCACUGUGUAUCACACUGUAAGAAUCACUUAAUAUUCGCACUGUGCUGUUUUAUUAAAUAUUAAGCAAUCGCAGUGUUCAGGCUUUGUAUUUAUCACAAUGUUUCCAUUGCAUGUGUUGAAUAACUUUGAAAUGAAGGUCGGAUAGAAUAUUUGGUGUUUCUACCUGUUGUAACCAGAUGUGGUGUUUUUUAUUUUCUGUAAUAAACCUAGCUAGAGAAUGGUUUCUGCACUUGUCUUCUCAUUAGCACUGUAUUAAAGCUUUCUGUUUUAUAGCUCACUUUUCCAGUCUAAAAUAGAACUGAUUGUUUGCUAACUUGUUUUGAGGAACACAGUUGUGUAAAUAAAUUCAUACAAACAGUU
Molecule: messenger RNA, 808 nt
Organism: Protopterus annectens (West African lungfish)
Lineage: Eukaryota; Metazoa; Chordata; Ceratodontiformes; Protopteridae
Gene: SKP1
Product: S-phase kinase associated protein 1
Exons: 3
Coding region: 3-434 (143 amino acids)
Biological process (GO): SCF-dependent proteasomal ubiquitin-dependent protein catabolic process
Cellular component (GO): cytoplasm; nucleus
Molecular function (GO): cullin family protein binding
Source: RefSeq, a predicted model, not a curated record